Messenger RNA from Erythranthe guttata (spotted monkey flower), 1177 nucleotides. Its product is annotated as mitogen-activated protein kinase kinase kinase 18. NCBI's taxonomy places the organism in Eukaryota, Viridiplantae, Streptophyta, Magnoliopsida, Lamiales, Phrymaceae. The record is from RefSeq and is a predicted model, not a curated record. Gene Ontology annotation, biological process: signal transduction; protein phosphorylation. Gene Ontology annotation, molecular function: protein kinase activity; ATP binding.
AAAAAAGAAAAAAAAAAUGGAGUACUGGACCAGAGGCCAUACCAUAGGGCACGGAGCCACCGCCGCCGUGUCGGUGGCUACUUCACAAAUCUCCGGCGAAAUAUUCGCCACGAAAUUCGCUGAGCUGUCGCAAUCGGAGCCACUGCAGAGAGAGCACAAAAUCCUAUCCACUCUUAAUAAUCCUCAUAUAAUUUGUUACAAAGGCUGCAACAUUAGCGUAGAGAACAACAAGCCAAUCUUCAAUCUGAUGAUGGAGUUCGCGCCAAAAGGCACAAUCGCCGAUCGAAUUCUCCGCCGCCAGCUGGACGAGCCGUCAAUCGGUUACUACACGUGUGGAAUUCUUAAGGGGUUAGAGUACUUGCAUUCCAAGGGGAUAGUGCACUGCGAUAUUAAAGGGAGCAACGUACUGUUGAACGAAUUAAACGAAGUCAAAAUUACCGACUUCGGCUGCGCUAAGUUUGCCGACGAGGCGGCGAUCAGCGGCACUCCGAUGUAUAUGUCGCCGGAAGCUGCGAGAGGGGAGGAGCAGGGUUUUCCGGCGGAUAUUUGGGCGCUAGGCUGCACGGUUAUCGAGAUGUCCACCGGAAAAUCACCGUGGCCUAACGCCGCCGCCACGCUUCGCCGGAUUGCGUUCUCCGGCGAGUCGCCGGAGAUUCCGGAUUUCCUCUCUGGCGAAGCUAAGGAUUUUUUGAGUAAGUGUUUAAGAGUUGAUCCGAAACAGAGAUGGACGGCGAAAGAGCUUUUACGGCAUCCUUUUCUAGACGAAUUUCGAUUCGAACAUUUAAAGAAGAUCGAAGACGACACGUGUUCGCCGACGAGCAUUCUUGAUCACGGGAUUUGGAGUUUGAUUGAGGAAGAAGUACUUUCGGAAACUCCAUGUGAGGUGAAUUACGAAGAUUUUUCGGAUUCUCCGAUGCAGAGGAUUAAAGAGUUGGCGACGAAUUCUUCCGGGAGGGCGAAUUGGGAAUGGAGAGAGAGUUGGAUAACAGUUAGAGACAGUGAAAAAUGUCAAUAUUAGUAUUAACAGUAGAGAUUAAUUAUAAUCUUUUACUUGGUAAGAAUCUUAAUUUGAAGAGAUGUACAGAGGAAUUUGUAUCAGACCAAUCUCAAUUUUUAUAAUUUUUUUGGAUCUCAAUAGUUUUUCUUCACAUUAUUUUUUUUGCGUAACAUACGUAGA